AAGACAUGGAGUGUCGUUUGGGUUAUACACGGCGUUGUGAGACAAGAAUUUGGGUUCUGGACGAGAUUGCUAGAACUGGUAUGGUUCUAGCAGAUGUCAGCAAGGACACACGGGCAGGAAACCUGACAUAUUCUGAUGAGGACAAGUCAUCAAUAUAUCUGUUUCUUGACAUGAUUGCAGAAGUCAAGGGUUGAGUCUGAUUUCGACAUCUGCGUUCGCGUGUGGAUUGUUUUCGUUGCAUAGGAUGGUUGCGUUUGAUAGUAAACGAGAGAUCGCGCUGCAUCGCCGAUGCGCCCGCGAUGCACCUCAAUGUGGAGCCCAGUUUUCUCCAUGCUGGCGGAGCCGAUGCGUCGGCGAUGCGGCCCUAUCCUCCGUCCUUGUCCACUCGGACCCCACCUGGGAGGCCUACACUACCACGUCAUCCACCCGGCUCAAACCGCAAGGUGCCGCUUCAUCCGUCAUUCUGACUAGUAGCCAGUCGCACUGGUUGGUCAUGGAGGCACCCUUGGCGAUCCAAGUUGUUGUGGAGGCCUAAUCCGAUAGCCCUUAUAACGGCGACGAUGGAACACAGUGCCGGGGAACUGCUUUGAACGCGUUCAAAGCAGUGCCGGGGCACUGCUUUCGAUCGUCGCCUCGUCGCCGUUAUAAGGGCUAUCGGAUUACGUCUCAAGCGUCGCCCCUAGUGCGCCUGCCUUCGGUUUCUUGACCCUGAUACCGUGGAGCUCGCAGGACCAGCCAGCCAACGUGCUGGCCCCCGAGGCAGGCUAUGGAGAAAUGAGCCGGGACAGCAUCGCCCAGAUGGUGGAGCUCAGAGCAGGAAAAGGUACCCAUACCCUUACCAUAUCUUGGUUUUCCCCUUUUUGGGUCUCCUGGGCGGCCCUCGUCGCCACCGCCGGAUUCGCCUCGAAGCCCUGGUCAGAACGCAUCCCGGGAGAGGUUUGGGGAGUAGCGGUAUCGGUACCUUUUGGUAUCCCCAGGAGCAGCACGAGGCCGUGGUAAUCCCGUCCGUGUACAAGACGAAGAAGGAGCAGGGGGGGGUGACGCGUCUCUUGGGCUAUCUGAGGGCCGCGCACCCUGACGCGUUCGUUUUUUUAGUGCAGUUGCCAGAUCGGUUCGGUACCGAGCUGACCAAGGACUGCCUCCGUGAAUUGAUGGUGCGGCAUGAUGCGCUCUACAGCUUUGGGGCGAGCGGCGUGCUGAUAGAGCUGGAGGUUGACCCGCAGGGCUUGCAGCAGAAGGUACGUCUGCAGCUUAUGGAGAAUACCGUGGUCCAGCAACGCGUCGACAGCAUCUUGAUAACGGAAGGACUCUCUUCCGGCGAGUGCCAGACCAUCGAGGAGGAACACGAUUGUCUUCUGUGGGAGACCAUCCCGAAGUUGCUGAUGCCCGGCUUCCCUGCUCUAGACGGGGGCUUGCUGGAACGAGGGGGCCAGAUCGGGGAGUUCCAGCUGGUGCGACAGUACACAAGUCAUGAACACAUUUGCUUGGCGGUUAGCGGGCAGCACGAGAAUGUCUUGGUCAAGAUGCGCAACAAGCGUAGCGUCACGGUUGCCGAGGAGGUGGAGAGCAUCUACCAGGAGUUCUGCCUCUUGAAGCACACCCUCGACCACCCAAACAUCAUCCGUUGCUUAGCAAUGUUGCACAGCCAGUCCCACGUGUACCUGGUGUUCCAGUACGGCGGCGACGCAUGCAUGGAGCAGGUGCUCUCGACUCAUCCAGGCUACCGCUUGUCCAGGGACGAUGCCUUGGACUGCACCAUCCAGGUCGCGAGUGCUUUGUCUCAUUGCCACGCCAAUGAUGUUACUCACGGGCAGGUGUCGCCGAGGCACGUGUCGGUAGAGAUGGCGAAUCAUCGGCUCAUCUGCCGCCUGGUGGACUUCAGCAUGGCAGCCCGCAUUCCAGACGGCCACACGCGGCAGGGCCUGUGCGGCUCUCUCCCGUGUGCCGCUCCGGAGACAGCGCUGGAGGAGCCGUACUGGCCCAAGCCGGCAGACUGCUGGAGCCUAGGCGUGGUGCUCCUUGAGGCCGUUGGCGGGCAGGGCACGCUCAAGCUGUCGGUGCGGUGGCGCCUUGGCGCAUCGCUCGCGCAGGCCGUGCGGAUGAUACUCGAGUUCUUCGCCCAAGCCGGCCCCCACGCCCAGGCGAUGGCGAGAAUGGGCGGCGUGCACGACGAUGCGUCGUUGGCGUGCCUGGAGGCCUUGCUGAGGCCGGAGCCCCUCCGUAGGGCGAGCGCCUCCGACGCGUUGGAGUUGCUGUUAGCCAGGCGCGUGUAACUAGGCUUCUAUUCUGGUCGGACGAGUGGGGGGGGGAGGAACCUAUCUCAGUCGGCCUUCCUCCAAGCAAGGGGGAAUAAUCCAGACACGUGUCGGCCGCGUUUCUGUGGGUGAUGCGCGCAUGCCUAUCGGCGCGCGUAAGGGCCUUGGGGCGCGGCAAGCACUUGGUCCUGAUGGUCCUGGGUGCGUUCGGCGCCACCCUCUCAAACUGCGUUUCACUCUUGCUUUGCCAGGCGCGCGAAUGACCUGCCGUGCCGCCUAAGCUCAGCCCAGUUUUAAUUCCUGCCUACUUCAACUCUGCCCUACAACGCAUACUUGGACGGAGUCGAAAUCUUUUUGUUCGCCUGGAAGGUGAGCUACCUUCGCUUGUCCUCAGCGCUUUUAUUCUCGCAUACAUGCGCGUUCGCUCGCAAAGGUUAUCCGAACCUGCUACGCGUAUGUUGGGACGUUGGAGGGCUUGUUGCCCCAGUUUGUGCAAAGCGUUUUGAUUCAAUGGCUCCACAGGUCAUUAAAUCCUGUGACGUUCUGUACCACCGUUUUUGACUGGUCCUAGCCAGCCAACUUGCAGCUAACUUGGUGAUUCUGAAGACGUUCAAUCAGUCUCCCCCCGAGGGGAAGAAGUGGGUUCGCAGAUCCAGCUCACUGGACCGCCCUCUCCUAGGGGGCUGGUGGGAUCUCUCUCGCCAAUGGGCAGUGCAGUUGCUCAUGGUCCCUCUCGAUGCCGAUCGCUACGCUGGAGGCAAGCCUCGCCUUUGGCCAUCAAGUGCGAGCAGCUCGCAGUUUGUGAGCAGCUCGGAGCGUCCAUGUCUAUUUUUUUUUUGUUUCUCUCUCUCUCUCUCUCUCUCUCUUCUUCGCUGUAUCACUCUCUCUCUCUCUCUCUCUUUUUGUCUUUCUCUCUCGCUCACUCUCUCCUCGUACAUGUUCUCUCUCUCUGUCCUCUCUUUGCGCUGCUGCGGCGGAGACUUUCGUGUCUGCCCUGAUUUCUUGGCGCAAGCAGUCGCAUGGCAAUUUUUGCCGCGUCUUGCGUGGCACCAUUGUGGCAGUGAGGGCGUCGAGCUCAAAGUCCAGUAGGCUAGAGCUUUGAGCGACAAUAAUUUUCAAGCGCACUCCCAUACUGGUGGGCGCAGCGCCGUGUCGGUGGUGUGCAUGCACAGAGGCUGGUAGGAGCCGCCCUAUUCCCUCUCUGCAGUGCUGCUUUCUGAACCCGAAUCAAUUCUGAAAGGGUGUUCGCAACAGCCCAACCAACAACGUCGUGCGUGCGAGUUGGCAGUCCCACGCCGCACUGAACACCGGCAGACU
Messenger RNA from Prorocentrum cordatum, 3572 nucleotides. Lineage: Eukaryota; Dinophyceae; Prorocentrales; Prorocentraceae. The record is from the annotation of a GenBank genome assembly.